This is a messenger RNA of Cynoglossus semilaevis (tongue sole), 863 nucleotides long. RefSeq names its product ependymin-like. The record is from RefSeq and is a predicted model, not a curated record. The transcript is spliced from 5 exons. Bases 39 to 755 code for a protein of 238 amino acids. Gene Ontology annotation, cellular component: lysosome; extracellular region. Gene Ontology annotation, molecular function: calcium ion binding. NCBI's taxonomy places the organism in Eukaryota, Metazoa, Chordata, Actinopteri, Pleuronectiformes, Cynoglossidae. Gene Ontology annotation, biological process: cell-matrix adhesion.
AGGAGGUGAAGACGAAGAAGAGAGUAGAAUCUUCAAAUAUGAAACAAUUAGCAGCAGUAUUUGUCUGUUUACUGGCCGCCUGCCUGGCUGACAAGCCUCAACCAUGCACAAGUCCUCCUCUCCUGAAUGGAUCCCUCAUCGUGGCUACACAGAAUGAAGAGCUGUUCGAAAUUGGAACGUUUCUGUACGACGCACAGGACCGGAAGAUAAGAGUGGGGGUGUUGGGAAAGUUGGGCAACCAGACGUUUAUCCAUGAUCUUCUUCUGAUUUACAGAGAGGGUGUAAUGUAUGAGAUCAAUGACUGGAACAAAACCUGCAAGAAAUGGCCUCUGAAGGCUGACUUCCAUCCUUUGGCGAUCCCCAAAGAUGCAGUACUGCUGGGACAAGUGGUGAUUGGCAGCUCCUCUGGACCUGGACAAGGACUCCUGGUCAACACCUGGACGGGGGACAUAGGAGGUGAGAGACAGCAAAGAAACAAUCAGUACUACUUUGUCAAAGUUCUGUAUAUAAAACUUCUUUUUGUUGUUGUUGUUCCAGGAACGUACAUGAUGACAGUCACUGAGUUUGGAUGCAUUCCUGUGACCACUGUGCAACACACCAACAAGUUUGGAUGGAUCAUGACAAGCUUCUUUAACAACAUCAUCGGGAUAACAGACCCCAGUAAGCUUAACCCUCCAGACUUCUGCCCAGAUGCAAUGACAGAAGACGUCACACGGGAGCCUGCAGACUUCUGGAGUUUGUUUUUCAAUAAAUAAGUAUUUGCAAAAAAUCUGAUCUUAAAGUAUUUUGAGACAAGCAUCUGAUCAGACAUCAUGUACUUGUAAUUUUGCAGACUUGGAAUAAAUGCCUUUGUUACAAGCAAA